Molecule: messenger RNA, 707 nt
Organism: Leptosomus discolor (cuckoo roller)
Lineage: Eukaryota; Metazoa; Chordata; Aves; Leptosomiformes; Leptosomidae
Source: RefSeq, a predicted model, not a curated record
GCGACACUCUCAUCGUUGAAGAGGAUACGACCCACCCCAAGGCUGACUCGCCCGUAGUUGCAAAAAGAACGAUGCCCAACUCGGUGAGGGAAACGGUGCCUGUGCUUGCCAGGAGGGUGGUCCCGGCAGAUAACUCCUGUCUCUUCACCAGCGUCUACUACGUGGUGGAGGGAGGCGUUUACGACCCGGGUUGCGCUCCUGAGAUGCGCAGCCUUAUAGCCCAGAUAGUAGCAAGCGAUCCCGAGUCUUACUGUGAGGCAGUUCUAGGGAAAACGAACAGGGAGUAUUGUGACUGGAUCAGAAGGGAAGAGACCUGGGGAGGAGCCAUCGAAGUGUCCAUUUUAUCCAAAUUUUACCAGUGCGAAAUCUGUGUGGUGGACACACAGACAGUCAGGAUCGACCGUUUUGGGGAAGAUGCCGGUUACACGAAGCGGGUCCUUUUGAUUUACGAUGGGAUUCAUUACGAUCCACUCGAGCGUAAAAUCCCCGACUCGGACGUUCCUCCCCAGACCAUUUUCUCCACGACUGAUGAUGUUGUUCUUGCACAAGCGUUGGAGUUGGCGGAUGAAGCCAGGCGGAAGAGGCAGUUUACCGACGUGAAUCACUUUACGCUGAGGUGCAUGGUGUGCCAGAAGGGACUGACGGGACAAGUGGAAGCCAGAGAGCAUGCCAAGGAGACUGGACACACCAACUUCGGAGAAGUGUGA